ACAUGUGGACGGACGCCCGACGUAAAAUGCCUAAAAAAUUAAUAAGGGUCAUAAAUGAUCGAGAGAAACUUCCAUAUUCGCCGCAAAUUGAAUUCUGGGAUGCAUCUAGAAAGAAAUGAUGUGAGACAAAGCUUUUUUCUGAACAUUUAUUGAAACAACUCACGAGAUCGAAAGACGUAGACUAGAUCUAGAUUGAAUUCCAUAACAUGGCUUCAGCAGUUCGCAUCACCAAGCUCUACAAUCGCAUCCUCGGACACUUCCCCCGUGAGAUUUCGUUAGCGUUCGCCUACGGUUCUGGGGCUUUCAAGCAGCUUGGAAAUGAUAACAAGGAUAACAUGCUUGACUUCAUCUUUGUGGUGGACAACCCUGAGGAAUGGCAUCGGAAAAACAUCCAGGAGAAUAGAAAGCACUAUUCUUCAUUAGCAGCCCUGGGACCACACGGGAUUGCAUCCAUCCAGGAUAGACUAGGGGCUGGUGUCUACUUCAACACUCUUGUUGAAUGUGAAAAAAGGCUCAUCAAGUAUGGUGUGGUGAAGACUGAUACCCUCGUACAAGAGCUGAUCAACUGGAAUAAUCUCUAUCUGAGUGGAAGGCUUCAUAAACCAGUUCAUGUAAUAAAAAGAAUGCAAAAUGGUGCCCUCUACAAUGCUAUGCGUAGGAAUCAACAGAGUGCUGUUUACACGAGUCUGCUACUCUUACCAGAACGCUUUUCAGAAGAAGAACUCUUCAUCUCAAUAGCUGGAUUAUCAUACUCUGGAGACUUCAGAAUGGUUGUUGGUGAAAACAAGAACAAGGUGGCGAACAUCGUGAGGCCUAAUCUAAAAUCAUUUAGGAAGUAUUAUCAUGAUAUGAUGGAUACAACUGAGAACACCCAGUGGAACAAGCAAAGUGGCAUAAUAGAACAAGAUUGCAGUCCAGCAGCCCUGUUCUCCCACAUGUGCGCAUUGCCGAAGAACCUACAGCAUCAGAUCUGUCGGUUGGUAGGAUCAAAGACGGAAGAUCAUGUAGAUGUACUAAGGAGGUUAGCCAGAGAUAAGGCAUGCAAGGAGUACGUCCACAAAGAUAUUGGAGGGCAUUUCUUGAUGAGACUACAGGUUUGCUGUGUGCGAGACUUGUACAACCGUAAUGGUAUUUCCACCAAGUCUGGUGUUGGCUUGGAAACUGAUGACCAUUUCCCUUAAGCCAUUUGCUUCACUGUGGGUUUUCAUAAUGAAACCUUGCUAAAUCUGUCAUAUUUGCCAAGAAACAUGUUGCGUAUAUUUCAUUUAAUGAAAAAAAUAAAGACUCUAUAUUAAAAGAAAAGUUGUAAAUUUGUUGUUUUAUUCAUUUGAUUAGUGGAAAAAGAAAAAUGUAUUACACAUUAUUUUAUUAGCACAUUUUCACGUAAGAGUCUUGUACAGUACAAAUUGGCAAUGGUAUAUUUUAUACAAAAGGAGAAGUAUAAAACAACACCUCUUUUCCCAAAGUUAGUCUAUUCUUUCUUGUGAAUUUCAAUUUCACUUACAACAGUUUGGGUAAAAAUAAAAUUCAGGUAAAAUAAUUACAUGGUACAUGCACAGAAAUUGAUAUCCUAAAACUGAACAAUGGUUCAAUGAAAUAAAUAGUUCAUGUGUGUACAAAUUUGAUGGUGGGUUGGACACAUACUAAGAAUUAAAUGAAUACAAAUUACAUGAUUUUAAAAGCCCCUUAAAAUACCCACCCCCCCCCCC
This is a messenger RNA of Strongylocentrotus purpuratus (purple sea urchin), 1709 nucleotides long. RefSeq names its product MMP37-like protein, mitochondrial (gene tamm41). Gene Ontology annotation, biological process: CDP-diacylglycerol biosynthetic process; cardiolipin biosynthetic process. Gene Ontology annotation, cellular component: mitochondrion. The record is from RefSeq and is a predicted model, not a curated record. Lineage: Eukaryota; Metazoa; Echinodermata; Echinoidea; Camarodonta; Strongylocentrotidae. Gene Ontology annotation, molecular function: phosphatidate cytidylyltransferase activity.